AUGCAGCAUAAAGGCAUCAUGCUGAUUGUGUUCUUGGAAUAUUUUAUUUCUGGCCAUGGGGAAACAGAUCCCAUGAGGCUACGAGCCCUCCGCUGUAACGGCCGUGCUUGCAACCCUCCAGUGGGGAACCUUGCAACAGGGAGGACACCAGUCACUCUCACCACCUGUGGCCAGAACAGUACAGAACUGUACUGCUUCUACCCAGACCAGAAUCUCCUCCACCACAUCUCCCAUGGCUGUGGGCAGCCUCGCUGCACCAAAUGCAACGCCAACCAGCCUGAUAACUCCCAUCUCCCUGCUGACAUGACAGAUGACUUCUUUGCAAACCCCAUCUCCUGGUGGCAGUCUGCCCAAGGGGUACACAGGGAAGAAAUCCGACUGGAUUUUGAAACAGAAUUCUACCUGACCCAUGUUAUUGCUGUGUUCAAGUCACCUCGCCCAGCUGCAAUGGUGUUGGAAAGGUCCCGGGAUUAUGGGCAGACUUGGAGGCCCUACAAAUAUUUCUCUGUCAACUGUACAGCUACUUUUGGGCUCCAGGAUGAUCUCAUUGAGGAAGGUUCCAUGUGCACUUCCAGGUAUUCAGAUGCAGUGCCCUGCACCAGAGGAGAGGUGAUCUAUCGUGCCUUAAGUCCAGCUAACAGGAUUGAAGACCCUUAUAGUCCUGAGGCUCAAGAUCUCCUGAAACUCACCAACCUCCGCCUCCUUUUGUUAAAAAGACAGGAAUGUCCAUGCCAUGGUUCAGGACUGAUAGAGAAACCUCAGAGAUUUGCCCACUAUGCUAUUUAUGACCUGAUCAUCCGGGGAAGCUGCUUUUGCAAUGGGCAUGCAGAGGAAUGCCAGCUUGCCAACAGGACAGGAGUCAUGGAGAACAUGGUCCAUGGGAAGUGUAUGUGCAGACACAACACGGCAGGAGACCACUGUGAGAAAUGUGCUCCUCUGUACAAUGAUCAGCCUUGGAAGCCAGGAGAUGGAAAAACAGGGGCCCCAAAUGAAUGCAGAAAGUGUCGGUGUCACAACCAUGCUGACAGUUGCCAUUUUGACCUGAGUGUUUGGCUGGCAUCAGGAAAACGCAGUGGAGGAGUCUGUGACAACUGCAAGCACAACACGGAGGGACAUCGGUGCCAGAGGUGCAAACCAGGGUACUACCGAGACAGGGGGAAACCCAUGUCCUCUGCACAGGUCUGCAAACCUUGUGCCUGCCAGCCAAUGGGUUCAGCCAACGCCACAUUCGGCAGCAGCUGGAGAUGUCACCCCCGGACAGGAUUCUGCUACUGCAAGCCAGGUGUGGCAGGACCCAGCUGUGACAGAUGUCUCGUGGGCUACUGGGGCUUCGGAGAAAACGGCUGUCGCCCUUGUGACUGUGCCAGAGGCUGCGACCAGCACACUGGGAACUGUUUCAAUGGCUAUGACAGUGAGCCAUUCUUUAACAUCCCCAUCGGGGGACAAAUCCCUGACCCUGUGCAAACCUCAACCAACGAGAGUGAAGAGGAGUGGAAAUGGAAUGACCACGAGCAAGGAUUUUCUGCACUGAGGCACCCAGAAAAGUGUGUGUGCAAAGAAAAGGUGCUUGGAAGUGUCACUGACUUCUGCCAAAUGAAAUAUGCCUAUGUAAUAAAAGCAAGAAUCCUAUCUGCUCAUGACAAAGGGACUCAUGCAGAAGUUGUUGUGAAAGUGAAGAAGGUCCUGAAAUCAGGCAAAGUGAAAAUUGCUCGGAGCAACAGAAGCAUUUACCCAGAAUCCUGGACCAACAGGGGCUGUACAUGUCCCAUUCUCAAUCCUGGUACUGACUAUCUUAUAGCAGGCCAGGAGGACUCAAGGACCAGCAAACUCCUUGUGAACAUGAACAGCCUGGUGAAACCUUGGAAGGCAUAUUUGGGAAAACAAGUAUCAGAUAUUCUUCGAACUGGGUGCAAGUAA
Acanthisitta chloris (rifleman) is the source of this 1917-nucleotide messenger RNA. RefSeq names its product netrin-4-like. Lineage: Eukaryota; Metazoa; Chordata; Aves; Passeriformes; Acanthisittidae. Gene Ontology annotation, biological process: basement membrane assembly; substrate adhesion-dependent cell spreading; cell migration. Bases 1 to 1917 code for a protein of 638 amino acids. The record is from RefSeq and is a predicted model, not a curated record. Gene Ontology annotation, molecular function: protein binding. The transcript is spliced from 10 exons. Gene Ontology annotation, cellular component: laminin trimer.